CGUGAACUUCGGCAUGGCGGCUCACCGCUCCGGCCCGCUCAAGCAGCAGAAUAAAGCUCAUAAAGGCGGGCGGCAUCGGGGUCGAGGAUCCGCACAACGGGACGGAAAGGGUCGUGUAGAACUGAAAAUCUUGUGCAAGAAGGUGAGAAAAGAGCUCAGCAGAGUAGACCAGAGACAUCGCGCCAACCAGCUCCGAAAGCAGAAGAAGGAGGCGGUUCUGGCAGAGAAGAGACAGCUGGGCAGCAAGGAUGGGCCUCCUCAUCAGGUGCUGGUGGUGGCUUUGCAUAACAGAAUUUCCCUGUCUGAGGCCUUUCGCCUUCUUCAGGAUAGGGACUUGGGAACAGUGCACGUAAAUGAAUGGGGAAGCACCUAUAGCUUUAUGCUGCUGUGCCCCCGUUUGAAACAUCGGUGGUUUUUCACAUCUGCGAGGCCAGGAGAUCUUCACAGUGUAUUAGAUAUGGCUAAAGUGGCUGAUACCAUCCUGUUCCUCCUUGAUCCACAAGAAGGCUGGGACAGCACUGGGGAUUACUGCCUUUCCUGCCUCUUUGCUCAGGGUCUUCCCACCUAUACACUUGCUGUCCAGGGAUUUUCUGGUAUCCCUCUGAAAAAGCAAAUAGAUGCCAGAAAGAAGCUAAGCAAAGCAGUAGAGAAGCGAUUUCCUGAUGACAGACUCCUUCUGUUAGACACUCAACAGGAAGCAGCAACACUGUUUAGGCAGUUGGCUAACCAAAAGCGAAGGCAUCUUGCUUUUAGAGAUCGGCGAGCCUAUCUGUUUACCCAUGCUGCUGAUUUUGUACCCAGUGAAGAGAAUAACUUGGUGGGCACCUUGAAAAUCUCAGGCUAUGUUCGUGGACAGACUCUGAAUGUAAAUAGCUUGCUACAUAUUGUUGGACAUGGUGAUUUCCAAAUGAAACAGAUAGAUGCCCCCAUCGACCCUUUUCCUUUAAACCCUAAAGUGAUAAAAUCCCMAAAGGACUCAGGCAUGGCAAUGGAGGUUUGUGCUUCAGAUGUUGCAUCUGACAUGGAAGAAGAUCUUAAGGUCCUAAUGAAGGCAGACCCUGAUAGACAAGAGUCUUUGCAAACAGAAGUUAUUCUAGAUCCAAUGGAAGGGGAGCAAACCUGGCCCACUGAGGAGGAGCUGAGUGAGGCAAAAGAUUAUUUGAAGGAAGGUUCUAAGGUGGUAAAGAAGGUCCCCAAAGGAACGUCCAGUUACCAAGCUGAAUGGAUUUUGGAUGAAGGUGGUGAAAGUGGAGGGGAAAGAGAUGAAGAUGAUGACACAGAACAGGAUUUUAUGGAAGAGGAAUCUCAGGAUGAAAAAAGUGAAGAAGAGGAGGAGGAGGAAUGUGAAACUAUGACUAUAGGGGACUCUGUACGUGAUGACCUUUAUGAUGAGAAAAUGGAUGAGGAGGCUGAGGAAAAAAUGUUAGAGAAAUAUAAACAAGAAAGGAUGGAAGAAAUGUUUCCAGAUGAAAUGGACACCCCCCGUGAUGUGGCUGCUAAAAUUCGAUUUCAGAAGUACAGAGGCCUUAAGAGCUUCCGGACAUCUCCAUGGGAUCCUAAGGAAAAUCUUCCUCGAGAUUAUGCUCGGAUCUUUCAGUUUCAGAACUUUACUAAUACUAGGAAAAGAAUCUUUAAAGAGAUUGAGGAAAAAGAGGAAGAAGGAGCGGAGGUUGGCUGGUAUGUCACACUUCAUGUCUCUGAAGUCCCUUUCUCAGUAGUUGAAUACUUCAGGAAAGGAGCACCUUUGAUUGCAUUUUCUUUGCUACCUCAUGAACAGAAGAUGUCAGUGUUGAACAUGGUGGUAAGCCGGAAUCCUGGCAAUACUGAACCUGUAAAGGCCAAAGAAGAGUUGAUUUUCCACUGUGGAUUCAGGCGUUUCCGAGCCUCACCUUUAUUUUCUCAGCAUACUGCAGCAGAUAAACAUAAACUUCAGAGAUUCUUGACUGCUGAUGCGGCCUUGGUGGUGACGGUAUAUGCACCAAUUACUUUUCCUCCUGCAUCUGUGCUGCUUUUCAAGCAGAAAAGCAACGGAAUGCACAGCCUUGUUGCCACAGGCCAUCUGUUGUCAGUGGAUCCAGAUAGAAUGGUCAUCAAGAGAGUUGUUCUGAGUGGUCAUCCUUUCAAAAUUUUCACUAAGAUGGCAGUAGUACGUUAUAUGUUCUUUAAUAGAGAGGAUGUACUAUGGUUUAAACCAGUGGAACUGAGAACAAAGUGGGGCCGUAGAGGACACAUCAGGGAGCCUUUAGGUACCCAUGGCCAUAUGAAAUGCAGUUUUGAUGGGAAGCUAAAAUCUCAGGACACAGUACUGAUGAAUCUUUAUAAACGAGUUUUCCCUAAAUGGACUUAUGAUCCAUAUGUACCAGAACCAGUACCUUGGGUGAAAAGUGAGAUUUCUUCAACAGUGCCUGAAUUGGACAUAGAGUAAUGGAUUCAGUAGGAUUCUGUCUUAUUGUUAAUAAUUAGCACUAUAAAGAUGGGGCCUACAGGUUGUGACUGAGCAGUUUGUAGUUUAUACUUUAGUCAUCAGUAUGCUGUCCUGUUUACGAAAGAUCUUGGCUCAGUUAAGUAUGGAAGUUUUUCUAUUUGGUCUAAGAAAACUAUUAAAUAUACUGAAAUAUCUGUUUUCCAUUAGGACUUUGAAAACUUUACGAGAAGAUGUUUUGGUGCUGG
Messenger RNA from Urocitellus parryii (Arctic ground squirrel), 2670 nucleotides. RefSeq names its product TSR1 ribosome maturation factor (gene Tsr1). The record is from RefSeq and is a predicted model, not a curated record. Gene Ontology annotation, molecular function: GTP binding; GTPase activity; U3 snoRNA binding. NCBI's taxonomy places the organism in Eukaryota, Metazoa, Chordata, Mammalia, Rodentia, Sciuridae. Gene Ontology annotation, biological process: ribosome biogenesis; endonucleolytic cleavage of tricistronic rRNA transcript (SSU-rRNA, 5.8S rRNA, LSU-rRNA); maturation of SSU-rRNA from tricistronic rRNA transcript (SSU-rRNA, 5.8S rRNA, LSU-rRNA). Gene Ontology annotation, cellular component: nucleus; preribosome, small subunit precursor.